Molecule: messenger RNA, 1671 nt
Organism: Thyridium curvatum
Lineage: Eukaryota; Fungi; Ascomycota; Sordariomycetes; Thyridiales; Thyridiaceae
Exons: 6
Coding region: 1-1671 (556 amino acids)
Biological process (GO): transmembrane transport
Molecular function (GO): transmembrane transporter activity
Source: RefSeq, a predicted model, not a curated record
AUGGGUGCACCUACUACCACUGAUGUCCCUGUCAAGGAGACACAUGGGAGUGAGAACUCUGAAAAGAUCGAGCGUGUUCCAUCGACCAAGGAGCAACACGCAACCCCAGCGAGCGAGGAAGCUGACCCGGAGGAGCGGGUGACGGCAAAGGCCUGGCUAACCGUGGCCGCUCCGUUGCUCGAGAGAUUUGGAGACACCCAGCUCUCCGCGUGGGUCGUGCCCUGCAUUACCACGGCCGCCAGUAUCACUAUCCUCUUAUUCGGCGCAAACUCGGACCUCUUUGGAAGGCGUCCGUUCCUUCUCUUCUCCAACCUCAUUAACGCAGUCGGUUAUGCAGUUAUAGCUACCGCCAAGACACCCGGCCAGCUCCUAGCCGGUUUAUGCCUUAACGGCUGCGGCUCGGGGACGGCAGGCGUGGCUCUAAUUGCAUGCCCGGAGCUCUUGCCGAACAAGUACAGACAUAUCGGUGUCGUGAUGGCCGACGGGUUCGUGUAUAUCAUGAUCAUCAUUGGCCCUGUCGUCGGGCGUGCGGCGGUCAAUCACAGUGAUGACAGGUGGAAGUACAUUUACUGGGCCGGGUUCAUCAUCUCCUGCGUCGCUGGACUCGGCUUGGGAUUCUUCUACUUCCCACCGAAACAUCCCCGUGGUGUACCUUGGAGAGAUGCACUCAGAGGCUUGGACUGGGUCGGUGGGCUGCUUUUCACACCUGGGGCAGUCAUGGUUCUAGCAAGCGAUGCCCGGGUCAUCGCGUGCCUCACCGUCGGCUUCGUCCUAAUCGUCGCCUUUGGCCUGUGGGAGCGCUUUUCCGGGGUCAAGUAUCCUCUGUGCCCAAACGAGAUCUUCGUCAGCCACUGGGGCCGCGAGUUCACUGCACCAUUCUGCCUGUCCUUCAUCGUCGUUGGCUUUUUCUACGGCCUCGCCGUCAUCUAUCCCACCAUGCUGAAUGACUUCUACAUCGACGCAAACACCUCCGUCUCUGAACAAAUGCUUCUCACGCUCCCGCCAAACCUGGGUCUUCCCUUUGGCGCCGCUCUCCUUACCAUCUUCGGUAACAAGAUCGGCCACUGGCGCUGGACCCUCAUCGCCUCAGUCUUCUCCCUGGUCCUGUGGGGCAGCUUGAUGGCUAUGAUCACGCCUGACAACAAAGGGUUGAUGAUCGCCUUCGUCUUCCUCGGCCAGACCUCGUAUGGGUGGGCCGCCUACCUCGCGGUAACAUUCACUCAGCUCGGCGUCCCGCAGACCAUGCUCGGCAUCUCGGGCGGUCUGGCCGGACUAGCUAGAUACGCGGGCGGAGCGGUGGCAUCGGCGUGCUACUCGAGCGCCAUUGGGAACGGGGUCACAUCCAAGGGUGCCGAGCUCAUCCCCAAGGCGGCUCUCAACGCGGGACUGCCGUCGUCAUCGCUGGGCCAGUUGAUGAAGGCUGUGCCGCAAGGUGCGGCGGCGAUUUCUGCCGUGCCUGGUGUUACGCCGCAGAUUGCGCAGGCGGUGAAUACGGCGUACAAGUAUGCUGCCGCGUUUGGACUGCGUAACGCGGCCCUUGCGUCAUUAGCUUUCGGUGUGGUGGGAAUCGCCCUAGCUGUAGCAUGUGAGGACAUCACACCCAAGAUGACACCAAAGAUCGAGAUAUUCCUGGAGAAUGAUGCUCUCGCGGACAAGAAUAAAUUCCACUAG